This is a messenger RNA of Yarrowia lipolytica CLIB122, 669 nucleotides long. RefSeq lists its product as uncharacterized. The record is from RefSeq and is a predicted model, not a curated record. Gene Ontology annotation, biological process: proteasome assembly. Lineage: Eukaryota; Fungi; Ascomycota; Dipodascomycetes; Dipodascales. Gene Ontology annotation, cellular component: cytosol; nucleus.
AUGAACCUCAUCAUUCCCUCGGUGUCCUGCGGCAACAUUCCCCAGCUGACCGUUGAUCUGCUGAUUCACUCGCUAGACUUUUCUCUCGUCUCCAGGCUCGACGACUCGUACCUCCAUCCAUUCGCCUCCCCAGUGGAUCAUGUUGAAGGCCAGCAGGUUGAAUCUGGACACGUUGCCACGGCCAUUGAGCUCUACCGAUCCGAGAAACUCGACACAGACGUGAUUCAGAUUCGCUCUCCACCAAUUGCGGACUUCAAACAGGCCUUUUCUGCCCAGCUGGAAGAGCUGACCAAAAAGUACACCAACGUCAUUGUGCUUGGAUCGUCAGACGCAGGACUCAGAGAACAAGUGGGCGCACCCAAAAUCGAAUACUACACAUCCGACCUUGCCACUCGAUUCCAGACCCUGUCGCUGGAUGGCCCCAAGGUCAAAGAAGUGCCUGCGGUGUUGCCAGGAUCAGGCUACUUUAGAUCACUGGUCAAGGGUCCUGCUCUGGGACUGGUCUUCUUUGCCUACGAAGGAGACAACUUUGGAGAUGCACAUCAGCUGGCUGAUGCUGUGAUCAGGUUACUGGGAGGAUCUGAGAUGAAGUGGACCCAGCCUGUGAGUUGGCAGGGAGCCUACGGACAUGACGCUCCCCUCGGAGUUGAGCAGGGUGUUUAUUGCUAG